Chelmon rostratus (copperband butterflyfish) is the source of this 3085-nucleotide messenger RNA. It is a transcript of the gene unc45b, whose product is annotated as unc-45 myosin chaperone B. The record is from RefSeq and is a predicted model, not a curated record. The transcript has 20 exons. NCBI's taxonomy places the organism in Eukaryota, Metazoa, Chordata, Actinopteri, Chaetodontiformes, Chaetodontidae. Gene Ontology annotation, molecular function: Hsp90 protein binding. The coding region runs from base 84 to 2879 and encodes 931 amino acids.
GAAAAAGUUUGUAACAAAUACUAGGGACUGGAGGUCCAGACCAUCUACGCAGGGCCAGACAAACACAACACACAAUCCUUAAGAUGGGAGAUCCCAUUCAGUUAAAAGAUGAAGGAAACAAACACUUCCAGGCAGGUGAUAUUGACAAGGCCAUUCAGUGCUACACCAGUGCCAUCAAGGUGUGCAAGGACAAAAAAGUGCUUGCUGUCAUUCACAGGAACAGGUGUGCAUGCUACUUAAAAAAGGAAAACUAUACUAAUGCAGCAUCUGAUGCUUCUAAAGCAAUUGAUGUUGAUGCAGCAGAUAUUAAAGCCUUGUACCGGCGUUGCCAAGCUCUGGAGAAGUUAGGAAAACUGGACAUGGCUUUUAAAGAUGUGCAGAGAUGUGCCACUCUCGAACCAAAGAACAAGACCUUCCUGGAGACUCUACGCAGACUGGGAGCAGACAUCCAGGCCAAGCUCAAAACAACAUUCUCCACAGAUUCGAGGGUACAGAACAUGUUUGACAUUCUCCUUGGUGACGAAAUGGACAAGGAGAAAAGGGAAAAAGCUGCCAACAACCUGAUUGUGCUGUCCAGAGAGGACGCCGGAGCAGAGAGAAUCUUCCAGAAUAACGGGGUGCCUCUGCUGCUCAACAUGAUAGAGACAGGCAAACCAGAGAUGAUCCUGGCUGCUGUUCGUACUUUGUCAGGAAUGUGCACAGGACACAAAGCUCGGGCCAUGGCUAUUGUUCACAUGGUGGGUGUUGAUAAGAUGUGCAGCAUCAUGGCGGUUGACAAUGAGGAGAUUGCACUGGCAACCUGCAACCUCUUCCAGUGCAUCAACGACUCCCUCACUGGUGGAGAUAAAAGGGAAUAUGGGAAAGAAGAAGCCUUGGUUUUGGAUGCAUCUAAAGACCUGAAAACCAUUCUUCUCUCUCUGCUGGAAAUGGUGGCUAAUAAGAAGGUCUCUGGCCAUGGCAGAGACCAGGCGCUGAACCUCCUGAGCAAGAAUGUACCUCGUAAAGACAAGAAAGAGCCAGACCACUCCAGGACCCUCUUCACAAUUGACCAUGGUCUGAAGAAGAUCCUCAAGGUGUGUGGUCAGGUUGCUGAGCUGCCAGACCAGCUUCCCAUGACAGACAAUACACAGCUGAUUGCCAGCGUGCUCCUCAACAAGCUCUAUGAUGACCUCAAAUGUGACCCAGAGAGAAAUAACUUCAGGGACAUUUGUGAUGAAUAUAUUAAAUCCAAAAUUGACCCCAACGACAUGGACAAGACCAUUCACGCCAUCAACACCAUCUCAGGGCUGCUUCAGGGUCCGUUCGAUGUUGGUAAUGCACUGGUUGGACAUCAAGGCAUAAUGGAGAUGAUGGUGGCGCUGUGUGGCUCCGAACGUGAGGUCGACCAGAUGGUCGCUGUGGAAGCGCUGAUCCAUUCUUCCUCAAAGAUGAGCCGCGCCAGCUUCAUCAUCACCAACGGUGUGUCGCUGCUCAAGGACAUUUACAAGAAGACCAAGAAUGAGAGGAUUAAAAUACGUGCGCUGGUGGGUCUCUGUAAACUGGGUUCAGCUGGAGGUGAUGAUUACAGUUUAAGGCAGUUUGCUGAGGGCUCCACAGAGAAGCUGGCCAAGCAGUGCAGAAAGUGGCUUUGUAAUCCCCAGAUUGACACCAAAACAAGGAACUGGGCUAUUGAGGGUCUUGCUUAUCUGACUAAUGAUGCUGACGUGAAAGAUGACUUUGUGGAAGAUGAGCUUGCUUUGAAAGCCAUGUUUGAACUGGCCAAGUCUAAGGAUAAGACAAUCUUAUAUGCAGUGGCUUGCAUCCUGGUUAACUGCACCAACUGCUAUGAUAAGAAGGAAAUCAUACCUGAGCUGGUUCAACUUGCCAAGUUCUCAAAGCAGCAUGUGCCUGAGCAACACCCCAAGGACAAGAAGGACUUUAUUGAGAAGAGAGUGAAAAGGUUGCUGAAGGCUGGAAUCAUAUCAGCUCUUGCUGUCAUGGUCAAAGCAGACAACUCCAUACUGACUGACCAGACUAAGGAGAUGCUGGCAAGGGUUUUCUUGGCAUUAUCAGAAGAUCCCAGAGAUCGUGGUACUAUUGUAGCCCAAGGUGGAGGAAAGGCUUUGAUACCACUUGCUCUGGAAGGGACAGAUGCUGGGAAGGUGAAGGCCAGCCACGUCCUUGCAAAGAUUGCAGCUAUUUCCAACCCAGAAAUUGCCUUCCCUGGUGAGAGGGUGUAUGAGGUGGUGCGGCCUUUAGUUAGCCUCCUUCAGACAGACAGAGAUGGGGUGCAGAACUAUGAAGCUCUGAGAGGUCUCACCAACUUGGCUGGUUUCAGUGAAAAGCUACGAGUAAAGAUUGUGAAAGAGAACGCUCUGCCAGAAAUUGAGAACUACAUGUUUGAGGAACAUGAGAAGAUCAGACAGGCAGCCACUGAAUGUAUGUGCAACCUUGUUACAUGUAAAGAGGUCCAAGAUCGUUUUCUGGAAGAUGGCAAUGACAAAAUGAAGCUACUGGUCCUGCUAUGUGGCGAGGAUGAUGACAACCUUCAGGUAGCUGCAGCUGGAGCUGUGGCCAUGCUCACUGCUGCUCAGAAGAAACUCUGCACCAAACUGACAAAAGUGACCACCCAGUGGCUUGAGAUCCUGCAGAGGCUGUGUCUCCACACUGACAUUAGAAUACAGCACCGUGGCCUUGUGAUUGUCUACAACAUGCUCAACUCAGAUGACAGCGAGCUGGCAAAGAAGCUGAUUAUCGAUAGUGAGAUGCUGGAAAUCCUCUCAGUGAUUGGCAAGGCAGCGGACAAUCCCAAUAGGCAGGAGGCCAUCGAUGCAGCACGUGCGUGCCUUGCCAAAGCUAUGGAUCUCGGUCUCAUCAAACCCUUCACCAGUCCUUCUUAAAAUGAUGGCGACAAGAAAAGCAACAGCAAUGGACAUUCUUCUUAUUUCUCCUGUUAAAUACAGACUUUCUUCCACCAAAUAUAUAACGAUUAAUCAACCUGACUCCAAAUCUCUAAAGUCACAAUAAAAAUCAAUGUUCUUUUUUUUACAGGGGUUGUUUGGGGCUAGCCAAAUAAAUAUACAUGGGGUCCCCCCAUGAAGCUUCA